Peromyscus eremicus (cactus mouse) is the source of this 2121-nucleotide messenger RNA. RefSeq names its product sprouty RTK signaling antagonist 4 (gene Spry4). NCBI's taxonomy places the organism in Eukaryota, Metazoa, Chordata, Mammalia, Rodentia, Cricetidae. The record is from RefSeq and is a predicted model, not a curated record. The transcript is spliced from 2 exons. Gene Ontology annotation, cellular component: membrane; cytosol. Gene Ontology annotation, biological process: multicellular organism development; negative regulation of MAP kinase activity; animal organ development. Bases 224 to 1126 code for a protein of 300 amino acids.
ACAUCGCCGCUGAGGCAGCGAGCAGAGCUGACAGCGGCGGAGCUGGCGCUGCAGGACUCAGGGAGCCUUGCCGGCUCCUCUGACUGGCGUCUGCGAGUACAACAGCGACUGACCCACUCCGGUUCGGGCAUUUACGUAGACGUGGAGCGAUGCUUGUGACUCUGCAGCUCCUCAAAGGCCCCUAGAAGCCUGUCUAUCGGUGCAGUCCAGGACCUCCAGCCUCAUGGAGCCCCCGAUCCCGCAGGGCGCCGCCCCUUUGACUCCCAGCUCCGUCAUGGUGCAGCCCCUCCUUGACGGCCGAGUGGCCCACAGCCGGCUCCAGCACCCACUCACCAUCUUACCCAUUGACCAGAUGAAGACCAGCCACGUGGAGAAUGACUACAUAGACAAUCCCAGCCUGGCCCCCUCCAUGGGUCCCAAGCGGACCCGGGGUGGGCCCCCAGAGCUGGCCCCUACACCUGCCCGCUGUGACCAGGACGUCACUCACCACUGGAUCUCCUUCAGCGGGCGGCCCAGCUCUGUGAGCAGCAGCAGCAGUACCUCCUCAGACCAGAGGCUGCUCGACCACAUGGCUCCACCGCCAGUGGCUGAGCAGGCUUCGCCCAGGGCUGUGCGCCUCCAGCCCAAGGCGGUCCACUGUAAGCCACUGGACCUCAAGGGCCCAGCAGCUCCGCCAGAGCUCGAUAAGCACUUCUUGCUGUGUGAGGCCUGUGGGAAGUGUAAGUGCAAGGAAUGUUCGUCCCCUCGGACGUUGCCCUCCUGCUGGGUCUGCAACCAGGAGUGCCUGUGCUCGGCCCAGACCCUGGUCAACUAUGGCACAUGCAUGUGCCUAGUGCAAGGCAUCUUCUACCAUUGCACCAACGAGGAUGAUGAGGGCUCCUGUGCUGACCAUCCCUGCUCCUGCUCCCGCUCCAACUGCUGCGCCCGCUGGUCCUUCAUGGGUGCCCUCUCUCUGGUGCUGCCCUGUUUGCUGUGCUACCUGCCAGCCACAGGCUGUGUCAAGCUGGCCCAGCACGGCUAUGACCGCCUGAGACGUCCUGGUUGCCGCUGCAAGCACACGAACAGUGUCAUCUGCAAGGCAGCCAGCGGCGACCCCAAGGCCAGCAGGUCCGACAAGCCUUUCUGACACUGCCCUUGGAAACGUGGUCCCCUCCUGCCAGUCUCCUAAGGCUGACCUUGCUCAUCUGUCCUCUCCUAAACCCUAGAUUGAGAAGAAGCAGGCAGAGACCACUGCCACCCAGCUUAAGAGUCCCCAAAAGGAUGAAGAUGCACUUUGGGAUUUUCAUGUUCUUGAAACUUUGUGUCAAGCAGCAGUGAUAGCAUCGGGGUGUGCUGGUUUGGGAUGUGGUUUUCCUAUUUCAGAAGACGGAACACAGAUGUGGACACAAUCCGGAAGUUCGGCUGCUCAAUGGCCUUCCCAGCUCCUCCUCGGUCUCUUCCUCCCACUUUGCUAUUGUCUGUGGCUCCUGCUGGAGCCUCCUGCCUGGGAAGAACAGUUAAUGGAAGGUGGGAUACCUUGAGGAAGACCCUCAGAGCCUUGACUUCUACCUUUUCUUCCUCUGUCCAUGCCUGUUGGCCUUGGCCUCUUGGGAAGGUGCGCUGUAGCAAUUCCUGCUGUAUGGACUUGAUAGCUGAGAACAGAUCACCCGGAGCCACAGGAUGGCUAAGGAGCCACGGGGCAGUGUGUUCCUCCUAGCUUCAAUCACUAACUUGGGGGUGUCCACUCAUCACACCAUCCUCUGCUUCUUAACGGAGUCACGGACUGGCCUGCCUGCUGUGUGUCCCGAGCGCUCUCUACUCAGAUUCUUUGCAGAAACUUGCUGGGUUAAAGAGGGCCAGGGCGACACAAGCGAGACCAAAUAUCAUUUUGCCAAUGAGUCUGAGGCUGUGGUCUCUGGAUCCAGUCACGAUGUUUUUACAUGUUUAAUUAAACUAGAUGCUAAUGGUGUUUAAACAAUAAUAAUACAACAACUUGCUUCCUUUUGGGCCACCCCCCCAGGAAGGGCUGAUUUCAAAAUCUGGGGGCAACAACCUCAAGGAGCAUAAUUCCCCUGCCCAUCAAGAAUGGCGAAGAAGAGGCCACACCUCCCAUUGGCAGAAUGACAGUUGAGCCGAGCUGAG